CGCAACAAAAUCAUUAACCAAGCCUCCAUAACGGUUGUAACUUUCAUUUCACCAAAAUGGCUUCUCCAUUUUCACUCCUCAAUCUCAUUAGCCUGUUGGUGUUGCUGUUUGUUCUGGGCUACACGGGAGAGUCACGUGACCCAUUCGCGUGUGACCCAAAGAACAGCAACACCAAUGACUUGUCCUUCUGCAAGGCAAGUCUGCCUAUAGCGGAGAGGGUGAGGGACUUGAUUGGGAGGCUGACGUUAGAGGAGAAGGUGGGGUUGCUGGUGGACAAUGCGGCGGCGGUUCCGAGGCUUGGGAUGAAAGGGUACGAGUGGUGGUCGGAGGCGCUUCAUGGGGUGUCAAAUGUGGGGCCCGGGACCAGGUUUGGCGGGGAGUUCCCUGGCGCCACCAGCUUCCCUCAAGUCAUCACUACCGCUGCUUCCUUCAAUGCCUCUUUGUGGGAGGCCAUUGGACAGGUUGUCUCGGACGAAGCAAGGGCAAUGUAUAACGGAGGAACAGGUGGACUAACAUACUGGAGCCCCAACGUGAACAUCUUUAGGGACCCUAGGUGGGGCCGUGGACAAGAAACUCCCGGUGAGGACCCUGUCUUAGCCGGUAGAUAUGCUGCUAGUUAUGUGAGGGGCCUACAAGGAGCAGACGGUAACCGGUUGAAGGUCGCUGCUUGCUGCAAACACUUCACCGCGUAUGAUCUUGAUAAUUGGAACGGUGUGGAUCGCUUCCACUUUAACGCACAGGUGAGCAAGCAGGACAUAGAGGACACAUUUGAUGUGCCAUUCAGAAUGUGUGUGAAGGAAGGCAAAGUAGCGAGUGUGAUGUGUUCUUACAAUCAGGUGAAUGGUGUCCCCACUUGCGCCGACCCCAAUCUCCUCAAGAAAACGGUUCGUGCCCAAUGGGGUCUUGAUGGUUACAUUGUAUCUGAUUGUGACUCUGUGGGAGUCUUCUAUAGCAGCCAACACUAUACUUCUACGCCUGAAGAAGCUGCUGCCGAUGCCAUCAAAGCUGGUUUGGAUUUGGAUUGUGGUCCUUUCCUUGGGCUUCACACCCAGGAUGCAGUAAAAAAGGGCUUGUUGGCUGAAGCCCAUGUCAACGGUGCUCUAGCAAAUAUUCUUUCAGUCCAAAUGAGGCUGGGCAUGUUUGACGGAGAGCCAUCGGCCCAACCAUAUGGCAACCUGGGACCAAGAGAUGUGUGCAGCCCGGCCCAUCAACAACUAGCCCUUGAGGCCGCCACGCAAGGAAUCGUACUCCUUAAGAAUGAUGGCCCCUCUUUGCCUCUCUCCCCAAAGCGUCACCAAAACGUCGCUGUCAUUGGGCCCAAUUCUAAUGUCACUGCCACAAUGAUCGGCAACUAUGCGGGUAUUGCUUGCGGAUACACAAGCCCCUUACAAGGAAUAAUGAGAUAUGCACAAACAAAUUAUCAUAUGGGUUGUGAUAAAGUCGCUUGUAUUGAUGACAUGCAAAUUGGGCCGGCUAUAGAAGCAGCCCGUCAAGCAGAUGCAACUGUUUUAAUAAUGGGCCUGGACCAAUCCAUUGAGGCUGAAACCGUUGACAGGGCUGGCUUGCUUUUACCGGGCCACCAACAAGAUCUCAUUUCAAAAGUAGCAGCAGCCUCAGGAGGCCCAACAAUUUUGGUGUUAAUGUCCGGAGGGCCUGUGGACAUCACUUUUGCGAAGAACGAUCCUCGAGUUUCUGCCAUCUUAUGGGCCGGCUAUCCGGGCCAAGCCGGUGGCGCCGCCAUUGCGGAUAUCUUGUUUGGAAGUUCCAACCCAGGAGGUAAGCUACCUAUGACAUGGUACCCACAAGAGUACCUUAGAAACUUGGCAAUGACAAAUAUGGCAAUGAGAUCAAGCCCAUCAUACCCAGGAAGGACAUACAGAUUCUACAAGGGCCCAGUGGUGUACCCAUUUGGACAUGGGCUUACGUACACCCAUUUUGUUCAUAGAGUAGCUAGUGCACCCAAAUUGGUGUCAGUUCCAGUGGAUGGACACCGCCGUACAAAUAACACAAACUUGGGGAACAAGGCAAUUAGAGUGACUCAUGCACGGUGUGGGAAGCUCUCCAUCACCAUUCACGUGGACGUUAAAAAUAUGGGCUCAAGAGAUGGCACUCACACAGUGCUAGUGUUCUCAGCUCCCCCUGCCGGGGGUGGUAAUUGGGCUCCACAGAAGCAACUUGUGGGCUUUGAGAAAGUCCAUGUCCCUGCACAGGCCCAACAGCAAGUCCAAAUCAAGAUCCACGUGUGCAAGCUGCUUAGUGUAGUAGACAAGUCCGGGAUUAGGAGAAUCCCAAUGGGGGAACAUAGUCUUCAUAUUGGUGAUGAUGUUAAGCACUCAAUUUCACUUCAAGCACAAGCACUUGGGAUUAUUAAGUCUUAAAUCAUUGUCUAUUAUUCAUAGUGCAAAGGCAAACUGUUCAUAGAUUCAUCCAAAGAAUUGUAUUCUAGAACUCUCUUCUCCUUUAGGAUAUGGGGAUUAUCAUUGUAAUUGUAAGUUUGAUUAAACAGAUUGGUAUUUGGCAAUAAGAUAUCCAUGUUCUUGAUA
Arachis stenosperma is the source of this 2543-nucleotide messenger RNA. Its product is annotated as probable beta-D-xylosidase 2. Lineage: Eukaryota; Viridiplantae; Streptophyta; Magnoliopsida; Fabales; Fabaceae. Gene Ontology annotation, molecular function: xylan 1,4-beta-xylosidase activity; alpha-L-arabinofuranosidase activity. The record is from RefSeq and is a predicted model, not a curated record. Gene Ontology annotation, biological process: xylan catabolic process; arabinan catabolic process. Bases 57 to 2378 code for a protein of 773 amino acids. The transcript is spliced from 3 exons. Gene Ontology annotation, cellular component: plant-type cell wall.